Molecule: messenger RNA, 5377 nt
Organism: Onthophagus taurus
Lineage: Eukaryota; Metazoa; Arthropoda; Insecta; Coleoptera; Scarabaeidae
Product: serine/threonine-protein kinase MARK2
Biological process (GO): microtubule cytoskeleton organization; intracellular signal transduction; protein phosphorylation
Cellular component (GO): cytoplasm
Molecular function (GO): tau-protein kinase activity; ATP binding
Source: RefSeq, a predicted model, not a curated record
AACUGAUAAGAUUGCGCUAAAUCGCACCUAUUCGUCCUCUUUGUAGUUUCCACGCGCGUUCUCCGUGUUAGUGAACGAAACUGUGCAUAGUCUCACCCUUUAAAUGGACGGUUUUCGUGCUACCAAUUCUGCUCAAAAAGCAUGAGCGAAGCCCCUAACGAAGCGAAGGUCACCGACUAUUUGGAAGUAUUGAAAAGUAAAAGAGAUAAGAUUACUUACGCUGGAAAAUACAUGGAUCGUUACAAGGAUACUUUUCAUACGGAGGUGUCUCCCAGGCCAGUCAAUCGUCGUGAUUAUCGAGAUUCCCUUUCGAGAAGUUUCCUAAGGAAACGUGAAGAAGAAAGGAAACAGCAAAACGCGACGGUCGAUGAGGAUCCGAUAACACCUAAAAACAGUCCUAUUUCUGAUCGUAAAGUCGAUUCGGAAUUUAAACUUGAAACGUUGAGCAACCGUAUUGAAAAACUUUACGGGAAUAAUGUUGACAACAAUCAACAGAAUCAAAAGGGAAAAGUAAUAUCACCAUUGAUGGGAUAUCGGAAUAAAUUGCCACUGAGUCCGGGAAGUGAUUCUCGGAGAAUUGUUCCCGGGAAAAACAGUAACGCAACGAAUGAGUUGAACAAAAGCGAGAAUGAAUCACAAUUAACCGGUUACAAACCGAUAUCUGGAAACAAACCCCCUCAAAAAAUUAAGGACGUCGUCGAAAAAUCUUCACCCGGACUUUUAAAAAAAUUAAUGCAUAAAGAUGAAAUGAACAUUUACACAAUUAAUGAUAGAAAAGAUUUAAAACCAUCACCAAUGGCCGCAAGAAGAAUCGAUGUUAAUUUAGUUUUUCCAGACGAUACAAUGAACUCUCUUCAAAACGUUCAAAGUUACAUCAACCAUUGCGAAGCCGAAGCAAUCAAAGCUCGGAAUUUAGAAAAAUUUGAUAACAUGUUAAAGAAGGUAAAAAGUCCCGUAACACAACUUAAAGAAGAAAACGCUCCGAAAGAUAAAUCUCAGGACAUCACCAAGAAACCAUUAGAACACAUCCACGAACCGCUUAAGAGCUAUAAUGAAGUAGAAAAUCUUUUAAAGCCGGGAGUGAGCGACAUGCAAGCCGAAAAUAGUGUCCCAUUCGAUCGUUCAAAUAAAGCCAGAUGUAGUGCCGGUGGAGAAUCAGCUUAUCCAAAAAAACCUACAAAACUAUUAAGUCGAACAGCUUCUGAUGCACACGACAGACCCUCUGAAAAGAAAGAAACUACAAAGAGUAACCGUCGUAGAAACAUCGACGCAAAUCAGAGCGGAAACGAUGGAACGGUGGAGUCCAGUAUCAGAAUUAAUCAGUCAACCAGGAAUAGAAUACGAGCAGGCGAAGAGCCAACGAUCGGAAAGUACAAGUUGCUCAAAACGAUCGGAAAGGGUAAUUUUGCUAAAGUCAAAUUGGCAAGGCAUGUGCCUACCGGUAAAGAAGUCGCAAUCAAGAUCAUCGAUAAGACACAACUCAAUCCUGGAUCACUCCAAAAAUUAUUUAGAGAAGUAAGAAUAAUGAAAAUGCUAGACCAUCCGAACAUAGUAAAAUUAUUUCAAGUAAUUGAAACUGAAAAAACAUUGUACCUGGUCAUGGAGUAUGCUUCCGGUGGCGAAGUGUUCGAUUAUCUCGUACUUCAUGGUAGAAUGAAAGAAAAAGAAGCCAGAGCGAAAUUUAGGCAAAUAGUAUCCGCUGUCCAAUAUUGCCACCAAAAAAGAAUUAUUCACAGAGAUUUGAAGGCUGAAAAUUUGUUAUUAGACAGUGAAAUGAAUAUUAAAAUCGCCGACUUUGGUUUCUCUAACGAAUUCACCCCUGGAAAUAAAUUAGACACAUUUUGCGGAAGCCCUCCUUAUGCCGCCCCUGAAUUAUUUCAGGGAAAGAAAUAUGAUGGUCCAGAGGUAGAUGUCUGGUCAUUAGGUGUGAUAUUAUAUACAUUAGUAUCUGGUAGUUUGCCAUUUGAUGGUUCAACAUUGAGAGAGUUAAGAGAACGCGUGCUACGCGGAAAAUACCGUAUACCAUUCUAUAUGAGUACAGACUGUGAGAACCUGCUCAAGAAGUUCUUAGUUUUAAAUCCUGCAAAACGGGCCAGCCUAGAAACCAUAAUGAAAGAUAAAUGGAUGAACAUGGGUUAUGAAAAUGACGAACUAAAGCCCUACACAGAACCUGAACCGGAUAUGUCGGACCAUAAACGCAUAGAACAACUGGUAGGUCUAGGUUACAAUAGAAGCGAUAUAGAACACUCUCUGGAAUCCGCUAGAUACGACGACGUUUUCGCAACGUACCUUUUAUUGGGAAGAAAAAGCACAGAUCCUGAAAGUGAUGGUAGUCGUAGUGGAAGUAGUUUAUCAUUAAGAAAUAUGUCAGCACAGCAAAAUGCAGGAGCACCACAAGCGACAGCUCAGAGUCCAUCGCACAGAGGUGUCCAUAGAUCAAUAUCGGCCACAAAUGCAAAACCAAACAGAAGGGCAUCGAGCGGAGGAGAGACUUUACGUGCAGGACCCCAACCGCAAGUGGCCGUGCCCCAAACCAACAACCACCAGUCGGGUUUCAAAAGGCAGAAUACAGUCGAUAGCGCUACCAUCAAGGAAAAUAGACUGAUUACGCAGCGUCCGGCCAGCGCCCAACCUAAACCUGCCACCGAAAACAGUUUGCAAAGUCCAGGUAAGCCACGAACUGUAACUAAGAGCAACACGGUUACCACAAAACCUCUAACUUCAGGCGGCUCCGUCGGUAGACGCUCUACCGUUAGUUACGAACCGAAGAGUGGCAGCAACGAAAAGACCAAUCUAACCACGGAAACGCCCAGUGGUUUGGGUAGCACCGGAGACACCCUCAGACCCAACAAAGGUCACGUCAAAUCAGCUUCUGUUAGUAGUAGCGGAACUGAAAAUGCUACUGAUCCCCUUCGUUCUAGCGGUCAUACGAGUGCAUCUCCAGCGACAGCACGAACUCAAUACUUCCCGAGAAACGCGUCUUCGCGUAGCACUUUCCAUUCCGGACAGACGAGACCGAAACUCCUGUACCCACAAGGACAAUCGACCGGAGACUCACCGCACUCAACCAGAACGUCGUUCUUCUCUAAAAUAAGCUCCAAAUUCUCCAAAAGAGUGGCGGGAGCACAAAACGAUGAACACGUGAAACCCCGUUCGCUAAGGUUCACGUGGUCGAUGAAGACUACGUCCAGCAGAAAACCGACCGAAAUUAUGGCCGAAAUACGUAAAGUGCUGGACGCCAAUAAUUGCGAUUACGAACAACGGGAACGUUUCCUGUUAUUGUGCGUGCAUGGAGAUCCGAACACCGAUAGUCUCGUCCAAUGGGAAAUUGAAGUUUGCAAACUGCCAAGACUUUCCGUUAAUGGUGUACGAUUUAAGAGAAUUUCAGGUACUAGUAUUGGUUUCAAGAAUAUUGCCGGUAAGAUAGCUAAUGAACUAAAGCUGUGACUGCCCGUCAGCGGGCCCGAUGUAUCGACCACCGAGCCAGCGCAAUGAAAGAUGGACAAAACGUGAUGUAGAGAUUUCAAACUCAGUGCUUUUUCAACUAUUAAUCCAAUUCGUUUUUUAUUCUACGACUCCAUUUCAACGACAACUUCAACAAUAAUAACUUUGUUCGUUUAUUUCCAUCUUAUGAUAAGGCGUUUGUUGUUAAGUAGUAAUAUCUAAUUGUUUUAUAACACAGAUACACAAGUUAAAAAAAUCCAAAAACAAUCUUAACUAAAUAAUAAAAUAUAUAGGGAUUUUUUAAUUGAAAGAUCUUGUGAUACACGAGAUUGAAAUCUCUACAUUUAAUAAUUAAAAGAACUCUACGAAAUAAAAAAUAAUAAAUAAAUAAUUAAAAAUCAAAUGAAAAACACAUACAGACUUAUUUAAAAAUUCGUUAAAUACGCAGUAAUAAGUUUUUAAUUGAAAAAGAUCUCCGAUUUUGAUUUAAAAAGAAAAUUGUUCUCGAAAAUGUUUCUACUUGGCAUUUUUUCUCUUUUAUAAGGUUACCACGUGCUAAACUAAAAAUUAAAUUAAAAACGUAACAUAAACGGUGUUUGUUAUUUCGUUGGCAAAUUUGGUGCAAUAUGCCAAUUUUUUGAAAAUUUGACUGCACACACUUAAUUAUUAAAUUUUCUUACAACUGACCAAAAAAGAAAAACAUGGAACACUAUCAAAUAACUAUUAUUAAAAAAAAAAAGGUAUUUUUUAUUUAAAAUUAUAGUUGAACUAAUUAAUAGUGUAAAAUUUACACGUAAAAUCGUAAUUUAAAGAAAAAAUAAUUAUAAAAAAAAUCUGGAAUGUAAAAUAUUUUUUUUUUAACUUUGUUAAGUUCAACGUCUCGUUUAUUGUUUUUUUUAAAGGAAAAGAAAAUACCAGAUCUCGUAGAGAUUGCCUAGUAAACGUGUAUAUUUAUUGGCUUAUACGUCAUAUACUCACUCUGUAUAUAACUAUAUAUAGGAUAAAAAAUGAAUCAAUUAUUUAAUAUUAAUAUAUUAGUCUCAAUCUCGAAUAAUCUAACACAAACCAACUUUUUUAUAUUUUCUCUUAUUUCGUUUCAUUAAAAAAAAUAAAUGUUUGUUUUGUUUUAAUCAAAAAUUAUUAAUUUUGAGUUGAGAAUUAAUUAGUUAUGAAUAAAUUACUAUUAUUAAUAAUUUCGUUGUAAGUAUUUAAGAAAUGGUGUAAAUUUAGCUUAUUUUAAUACAAAUAAAUAUGCUUUUUCAAACAUUAAAAAAAGAAUAAAGAAAACUUGUAUAUAAAACAAUAUAAAUGGAUUUGGUAUGAAUGAUUAUAAGAAUGAAUGUGAAAAGUACGUUUUACAUUAGGGUACUAUUAUUAUUAAAUUAUGCAACAUGUUCGCGUACAUUUAAUUGUAGUCGUGAACGUGGCUUAGAAUUCAAUAAUUAAAUAAGGAAAUAAAGAUCUGAUCAUGAGUGUACUUAGGCUUUCACCACAUUAUUAAUAACGAUUGAUGAUGAUGAUGAUUCAAAGAUAAGAAAUGUUACUAUUUUGGACAUGGCACACGAUAUAUUUCAUUAUUUAAUCACUAUUUCGAGCUUUUCGUACUAGUAGUAAUAAUUGAUGGUUUUUUGUCGUUUUAAUACAAACUUUACAAAAAAAAAUAAAUAGAGGCGAAUAUGUGUGUUCCAUGGCGCAAAAUAGAGCGGAUUUCGAUUCGAUCAAUUUGUUAUAAUGUAGUAUUGUAUUUCGAAAUAUAUGAUUACCUGUUAGGAACGACAGCUUUAGGGUAGUAGCGCUGUAAAGAGCAAUGAUGCUUUCCAUUUAAAAUAAAAAAAAUAAAUCUACAAUACUUUCACAGGGGGAUGGGCACUUUAUGUUAGUUUAAGCUAUUGAUCAUUUAUAAUAAAAGAAAAAUAAAUUUGUCAAAUAUUUA